Molecule: messenger RNA, 1311 nt
Organism: Microthlaspi erraticum
Lineage: Eukaryota; Viridiplantae; Streptophyta; Magnoliopsida; Brassicales; Brassicaceae
Source: the annotation of a GenBank genome assembly
AUGCAACUUGUGGAAAACAUUGCAAACUCCAAUGGAAGCUAUGGAGAAGAGUAUGAUCGCACCAACCGGAGCUCGACCCACCACUCGAUCGAGUCCGAUGAGAAAUUGAGAAAAGAGGUCAAAUCGUUGAAUGAGAAGUUGGAUAAGCUUAUGUGUCUGCUGAAGAGAUGGAACCAGUCCAAGAAGGGGAGGAUACACAAUUUGCUGAAGACCAGGUCUACCCUCAACAACAGCAAGCUCGAUCGAGUCAAGCCCCACAACAUGGGUAUGGUCAAAAAAGAACUACCAAGGCCCUCAAGGGACUUUUCCUGGUCAGCAAAUGCACAUACCACCUGGCUUUCCCCACCAACCACCCCAGCCUGCACCUACACUGAGAAUGAGCUCAAAGCUAUGUUGAAACAAUUGCUUCAAGGGCAAGCUGAUGGUGUUGUGGACACAAGCAAGAAGUUAGCUGAAAUCAACUCCAAGAUUGAGAAUCUCAACACAAGAGUGUACUCUCUGGAGAAUCAUGCUUCUUCUGUUGCUGCUGCUACAAAGCAAGGACAACUACCUGGUAAAGCCAUUCAGAACCCCAAGGAACAGUGCAAGGUCAUCUUCACUCAAGAAGGUCUUGAUGAAGAAGAGGAUCAAGAAGACCUUCACACUUCACCAGUUGAGCUCGCACAACAAGCUCGAUCGGCAGCUCGAUCGAGUCGAACUCUAGCUCGAUCGAGUCAGACAUCAUCUGUCCUCAAGCCGAUUUUGCUUGAUCCUUACCAGCCAGUUGAUCCAUCCUUCCGCCUACUCAGUCAAGGCCAUAAGGAAGUGAUUCACAAGUUCAGAAGAGACCUCAGUGAGAUUGGAAUUGAGUUGCCUUCUAUGGAAAGCAUGAGUGAGGCAUUUGAGCAAAUGAAGAUGAUUCAAGAUGUUAUGGCUAACAAGGAUAAAGUUUCUGAGCUUCUGGAGAUGUCUGCUUACCUCACCCACUACUUUUUACCAAAGGUGAAGGAUCAAGGGAAAUUCACUCUCCCUUGCACACUUGGGCAUAUUGAGCUUGACAAUGCCUUGGUGGAUUCUGGUGCAAGCAUCAACCUCAUCUCACUCACAAUGGCAGAAAAGCUUGGCAUUGCUGGAGCAUUGCAGCGCCCUACUACUUCAAUCAUGUUUGGAGAUGCAACUUCAAAGUCUCCUCUUGGUGUGUUCAAGAACUAUCACUUGAAAAUAGGAGAAUGCAUCAUCCAAACUGAUCUUACUGUCAUGGAGAUGGAAGAAGAGAAGGAUCUACCUUGCUAUUGGGAACCCCUUUCCUUAGCACAGUUGGCGCUUCAAUAG